Rattus rattus (black rat) is the source of this 5209-nucleotide messenger RNA. RefSeq names its product neuralized E3 ubiquitin protein ligase 4 (gene Neurl4). Gene Ontology annotation, molecular function: ubiquitin protein ligase activity. Lineage: Eukaryota; Metazoa; Chordata; Mammalia; Rodentia; Muridae. The record is from RefSeq and is a predicted model, not a curated record. The transcript has 29 exons. Bases 16 to 4707 code for a protein of 1563 amino acids.
GCGGUAUCAGCGGCGAUGGCGGCGGGGUCGGGUGGGAGUGGGGGCUCUGGGGCAGGCCCCGGGCCAGGGCCGGGGCCAGGCGGGGGAGGGGGCCCUGGCAGCAGCGGACCAGGACUGGGGUCCAGCGGGGGUCUCGGCAGUGGCGGGGAGCUGCACCCGCGCACUGGGCGCUUGGUAAGCCUGUCGGCCUGUGGGCGCACAGCGCGGCGGCAGCAGCCGGGCCAAGAGUUUAACCACGGGCUGGUGCUGAGCCGAGAACCCUUGCGCGACGGACGCGUCUUCACUGUCCGCAUCGACCGCAAGGUCAACUCCUGGAGUGGCUCCAUUGAAAUCGGAGUGACAGCACUGGAUCCUAGUGUGCUGGACUUCCCAAGCAGUGCCACUGGGCUGAAGGGAGGGUCCUGGGUAGUAUCAGGCUGCUCAGUGCUUCGGGACGGGCGCUCUGUGUUGGAGGAAUAUGGCCAGGACCUGGACCAGCUUGUGGAAGGGGACCGUGUGGGUGUGGAACGCACAGCCACUGGGGAGCUCCGGCUCUGGGUGAAUGGGCGGGAUUGUGGUGUGGCAGCCACAGGCCUGCCUGCUCGAGUCUGGGCUGUCGUGGACCUUUAUGGCAAGUGCACCCAGAUCACUGUGCUGCCCUCUGAGCCAGGCUUCAGCCCUCCUACUCCUAUCUCCACACCUCCCCUUGAGCCCUUGGCCCCUCCAGAAGAUUCUGCCCUGUCGGAACAGGGGAUUUCUGUGGAUGAAGCCUUCAUGGUGUCCCCAGCGCAGGCCCGGCCGGAGACGUUUCCUAACAGCCUUGAUUCGCAUAAUGACUUUGCCAGCAUGGAACUGUCUGAGGUGGUGAGCAACGCCAUCCUGUCUGCCUACAAUGGGGGCCUUCUUAAUGUGAGCCUGAGCUCCCCACCAGCUGCAGACGGACUGGCAUCCAGUGGAUCAGCCACCUCUCCCGUCCUCACUUCCAAUGAUGCCCUGCUCUUUCAUGAGAAGUGUGGAACCCUCAUCAAACUCAGCAACAAUAAUAAGACAGCUGAGCGUCGGAGGCCCCUGGAUGAAUUCAACAAUGGAGUUGUCAUGACCAACCGUCCACUUCGGGAUAAUGAAAUGUUUGAGAUCCGUAUUGACAAGCUUGUAGACAAAUGGUCUGGUUCCAUCGAGAUUGGUGUCACCACCCACAAUCCCAACAGCUUGGAGUAUCCAGCCACCAUGACCAACCUGCAGUCAGGCACCAUCAUGAUGAGUGGCUGUGGGAUCCUGACCAACGGCAAGGGUACGCGCCGCGAGUACUGUGAGUUCAGUCUGGAUGAGCUGCAGGAGGGUGACCAUAUUGGCCUCACGAGGAAGUCCAACUCUGCCCUGCACUUCUUCAUUAACGGCAUCGAUCAGGGUGUAGCUACUCCGUUGACACCACCAGUAGUCUAUGGUGUGGUAGACUUGUAUGGAAUGGCUGUGAAAGUGACCAUAGUCCAUAAUAAUAACCACAGUGACCGUCUCCGCCGGAACAAUGCCAUCCUGAGGGCGCUGUCCCCCGAGGGUGCCCUUCGUCGUGCCGCCCCUGCAGCCCCGGCAGAGCCUGAACGCCUGCUCUUCCACCCUAACUGUGGCCAGAAGGCGGCCAUCACCCACGAGGGACGCACCGCUUUGAGGCCCCAUGCCACUGAUGACUUCAAUCAUGGCGUGGUACUGAGCAGCAGAGCCCUCCGGGAUGGAGAGGUGUUCCAGGUGCGCAUUGACAAGAUGGUGGACAAAUGGGCUGGCUCCAUUGAGAUCGGCGUCACUACCCACAACCCUGCCUACCUCCAGUUGCCCUCUACCAUGACCAAUUUACGCUCUGGGACCUGGAUGAUGACUGGGAAUGGGGUAAUGCACAAUGGGACAACCAUCCUAGAUGAAUAUGGACACAAUCUGGACCGCCUCAAGGCAGGGGACACAGUAGGUGUGGUACGGCGGGAGGAUGGAACGCUCCACUUCUUUGUCAAUGGAAUGACUCAGGGCCCUGCUGCCUGGAAUGUACCCCCGGGUGUCUAUGCUGUCGUUGAUCUCUACGGCCAAGCUGCCCAGGCUACUAUUGUGGAUGACGUGGAAGUCCCUCCAGUCUCUGAGCCACUCCCGGAAGGAAACAACCAGAUGUCUCCUAGUUCUCCAGCCUCAGCAGUUGGGGGUUCCGACCUGCGCUUCCACCAGCUGCAUGGCAGUAAUGCAGUCAUCACUAAUGGCGGCCGCACUGCUCUCCGCCAUAACUGCCGCAGCGAGUUCAAUGAUGCUAUUGUCAUUUCCAACCGAGCUCUGCGGGAUGGAGAACUGUUUGAGAUUGUCAUUCAGAAGAUGGUAGACCGCUGGUCAGGUUCCAUCGAAGCUGGAGUGACUGCUAUUCGUCCUGAAGACCUAGAGUUUCCCAACACCAUGACAGACAUUGACUAUGAUACGUGGAUGCUGAGUGGUACAGCUAUCAUGCAAGAUGGCAACACGAUGCGCAACAACUAUGGGUGUGAUCUGGAUGCACUGGGCACAGGUGCACGCAUCGGCAUGAUGCGAACUGCCAAGGGUGAUCUGCACUAUUUCAUUAAUGGACAGGACCAAGGCGCUGCCUGCUCAGGCUUGCCUCCGGGUAAAGAAGUGUAUGCAGUAGUGGAUCUCUAUGGCCAGUGUGUCCAAGUGUCUAUUACCAAUGCUACCGGCCCCAUGGACAACAGCCUGGCAACCAGCAACACUGCCACUGAGAAGUCAUUUCCCUUGCAUUCCCCAGUGGCGGGUGUAGCACACCGAUUCCAUAGCACUUGUGGCAAGAAUGUCACUCUGGAGGAGGAUGGCACACGGGCAGUCCGUGUGGCUGGCUAUGCGCAUGGCCUCGUUUUCAGCACCAAGGAGCUCAAGGCGGAAGAAGUUUUUGAGGUGAAAGUGGAAGAGCUGGACGAGAAGUGGGCAGGCUCCCUCCGGCUGGGGCUGACCACACUAGCACCCGAGGACAUGGGGCCUGGAGCAGGCAGUGGGCCAGGGCUGCCUCCUUCCUUGCCUGAACUCCGGACAAAGACCACUUGGAUGGUGUCCAGCUGUGAAGUGAGACGUGAUGGGCACCUCCAAAGGAUGAACUAUGGUCGGAACCUCGAGAGACUUGGGGUGGGAAGCCGUGUGGGCAUUCGUCGGUGUGCAGAUGACACUAUGCACAUCUUGGUAGAUGGAGAAGAUAUGGGGCCUGCAGCCACCGGCAUUGCCAAGAAUGUGUGGGCUGUGUUGGAUCUCUAUGGGCCAGUACGCAGUGUGGCUAUUGUCAGCUCCACAAGACUGGAGGAACCAGAAGGCACCCAGCCACCUUCUCCUAGCUCAGAUACUGGCAGUGAGGGCGAGGAAGAUGAGGAGGGCGAGGAACAUGGGCUGAGAGGCCAGAAUCAAGUGGGUAUUAUGCCCACAGCCCUUGAAUUCCUGGAGAACCAUGGGAAGAAUAUCCUCUUAUCCAACGGGAACCGUACAGCCACUCGGGUGGCCAGCUACAACCAGGGCAUCGUUGUCAUCAGCCAGCCCCUGGUACCCCAUAUGCUUGUUCAGGUGCGGAUAGAUUUCCUGAACCGACAGUGGACAUCCUCUCUUGUUCUGGGAGUCAUCACCUGCCCACCUGAGAGGCUUAACUUCCCUGCCUCUGCUUGUGCCCUUAAACGGGCAGCCUGGCUCCUGCGGGGCCGUGGCGUCUUCCACAAUGGUCUGAAGAUCUGUGAGAAGUUUGGGCCAAAUCUUGACACCUGCCCUGAAGGCACCAUCCUGGGACUGAGGCUAGACUCCUCUGGAGGGCUCCAUCUCCACAUCAACGGGGUGGACCAAGGGGUAGCUGUACCAGAUGUUCCCCAGCCAUGCCAUGCACUUGUGGACCUCUAUGGACAGUGUGAGCAGGUGACAAUUGUGAGCCCUGACCCAGGGACUGCCAGUGGGAAGACUGCUGGAACCCAAGGGGACAUGGAAAAAGCUGAUAUGGUAGACGGUAUCAAGGAGAGUGUGUGCUGGGGUCCACCGCCUGCUGCUAGCCCUUUAAAGAGCUGCGAGUACCAUGCCCUUUGCUCCCGCUUCCAAGAACUGCUGUUGCUUCCUGAAGAUUAUUUCAUGCCUCCACCAAAGCGUAGCUUAUGCUACUGUGAGUCUUGCCGGAAGUUGCGAGGAGAUGAGGCCCACAGGCGCCGAGGAGAGCCUCCCCGAGAAUAUGCCCUGCCUUUUGGAUGGUGCAGGUUCAAUCUUAGGGUGAAUCCCCAUCUGGAAGCUGGCACACUUACAAAGAAGUGGCACAUGGCCUAUCAUGGAAGCAGCGUAGCAGUUGUACGGAGGGUGCUGGACCGAGGGGAAUUGGGAGCAGGAACUACCUCCAUCCUGAGCUGCCGACCCUUGAAGGGAGAGCCUGGGGUGGGAUUUGAGGAGCCUGGUGAGAACUGUGCACCUCCCCGGGAGGAGCAGCCCCCUCCAGUGCUGCUCUCCCCCUCCCUUCAGUAUGCUGGGGCAGAGACCCUGGCCUCCAAAGUGCAAUUCCGGGACCCAAAAUCCCAGCGGACACACCAGGCUCAGGUGGCCUUUCAGGUGUGUGUGCGCCCUGGCUCCUAUACUCCUGGCCCUCCCUCUGCGGCCCUCAGAGAACUUCCUGACCAGCACUUCAGCCCAUCAGAACUUGAGUGGGUCACUAAGGAGAAGGGAGCCACACUCCUCUAUGCCCUGCUGGUACGGGUGGAAUAAGGGGUGAGAUACCACUACUCCAAGCACAGCCGGGCCUCAAGCCCAGGACUCUUGAAUGACGACUGCCUCCACCUCAUUCCAGUGACUUAUGGCAUGUACAGGUGCUUUCCUGGCCGGAGGAGCACGUAGACAGGCUUUGAUUUAGACCAGGUGUGAAGCACAUCUCUACAUUCAGGGCCCAGCACACUCCCGCUGCCGAGAGGGAGCUUGUAGGGAGCCCAGCUCCAGUCUCUGGGUCCCCCCUUCAUGCACUGACUUGGGGAACAUGACUCCCUAUUAUUACCCUCCCCCAUAUCACUUAAUUUAUUUCCGUUUUUGUUUCUGGUUACUGUGAAUCCCAAAGGAGUCUCUGUGCCCACAUGAAGCUGCUUUUUCCAUGGCCACCGGGCGCCAUGGGGCGGGAGUGGGUAAGGAAGGGGCGGCCCGAGGAAGCUGUGGGCCCUCUGUACAGUUGUUACUGACUCUGAUUUCUAAGGAGCCAAUAAAUACUGUCUUCAGAGCA